This is a messenger RNA of Lathyrus sativus (Indian pea), 3405 nucleotides long. The record is from the annotation of a GenBank genome assembly. NCBI's taxonomy places the organism in Eukaryota, Viridiplantae, Streptophyta, Magnoliopsida, Fabales, Fabaceae.
AUGUGUAAGACAAUUCAAUUACAUGGAUUCCCGUCCAAUCUUUCUGCUGAACAGGUAAUGAAAUUUUUAGAGCAGCAUACUGGCUUUCAAACUGUUCUUGCUGCAAUCAUUGAGAAGCACAAAGAUUCUAUGACACAUGUUAAUGUUCAAUUCAUAGACAAAAAAAGUGUUGAAACAAUCUUAAACUUGGCUACUCAACAACACCUAUGUUACAAUGACACUGUUCUAAAUGCUGAAGUAACAAAAUUUGACAUUUUGUCAAAGCCAAGGAUCUUUGCUUAUUGCAUGGAUGGUGUUGGAGUGCACUUUGGAUGCCAAACAUCUAAGGAAAAACUUAGUGUACUUUGGGAACAUUCAAAUGCUUCUGUUAAAUUUGGAUCCAGAUUAGGAAAAAUGUAUAUCUUUAUUAGCUAUAUGUCUAAGGAUUAUAAGCUGCAGAUUAAUUCCGAGAGUAUAUCGCGGAUUGAGCUGCAUCAUUCGCAUUGUCGUACCAAGAAGCUUCUCCUUUUUCAGUUGCGCAGUGCUCCACGAAUCUAUGAAAAAUUUGUGUCCGAAAUCAAGUAUUUUAAGGAAGAUCAUGACAACCAUUGGACUAGAAGUGUAGAUUUCACCUCAUCAUGUUGCAUUGGACAAUCAUCAGUUUUAUGUUUUGAGCUUCCACAAAGUGCUGAGGUUCCGAAUUUUCGUCCCAACUAUCGAGAUUAUUAUAAGUUUGACAACACCUUUGAUCUUGAGAAACAACAUGGUUUCUCGUCGAAUUUGAGUUUUUUCCCUAUGGUGAUUCCACCAGAAGGAUUCAACUUGCCAUACAAAAUUCUGUUCAAAAUCAACUCAUUAGUCCAACAUGGUUGCCUUCCUUUGCAAGCAAUUGGCGCCGAUUUUUUUCGUAUGGUUGAUCCAGGAAGAAUAAAGUUUGAAUAUAUAGAAAGUGGUUUGAAUAAAUUACAUAUGAUGAAAGAAUGUUGCUAUGAACCUGUUCAAUGGUUGGAGGAACAAUAUCGAAGAUACUCGAAAAAUAGUUCACUUCUAUUAUCUAAUACCAUUUCACUAGAUAAUGGAUUGGUGUAUGUUUAUAGAGUACAAGUAACUCCGUCUAAAAUAUAUUUUUGUGGUCCCGAAGUUAAUCUUUCUAAUCGAGUUUUGCGCAACUAUCCUGAAGACACUGAUAACUUCCUUCGUGUUUCUUUUGUUGAUGAGAACAUGGAUAAACUCCGUUCGUCCGAUUUGUUGUCGCGUUUCUCUGGUAUAGAGAUGGACAAAGAAACAAAUGUUCAUCAAAGGGUACUGUCUACACUGAAAAACGGCCUAGAAAUCGGUGACAAGAAGUUUGAGUUUCUUGCUUUCUCGUCAAGUCAACUACGUGAUAACUCUGCGUGGAUGUUUGCCUCGAGAAAAGGACUAACUGCGCGUGAUAUAAGAAAAUGGAUGGGAGAUUUUCAUGAAAUUAGGAAUGUGGCGAAAUAUGCAGCAAGGCUAGGUCAAUCAUUCAGCUCAUCAAGAGAAACCGUGAGUGUUGGAAGACACGAAAUCGAAAUCAUUCCCGAUAUUGAAUUGACAAGAGGUGAAAUCAAAUAUUGUUUUUCUGAUGGAAUAGGGAAGAUAUCUUAUGUGUUGGCUCAAGAAGUUGCUAAAAAAUGCGGCUGCAACGAUCGCAUUAUUCCAUCUGCAUUUCAAAUCAGAUAUGGUGGAUACAAAGGUGUUGUCGCUAUUGAUCCUAACUCAUCAACCAAACUUUCCUUGAGAAAAAGCAUGUGCAAGUUUAAGUCAGAAAACACAAAACUUGAUGUCUUGUCAUGGAGUAAACCCAAACCAUGCUUUCUUAACCGACAAGUAAUCAUUCUCUUGUCAACCCUCGGUGUCAAGGACCGAGUCUUCAAAAGGAUGCAAAGGGAGAUUGUUAAUAAACUCAAAAUGAUAUCAAGAAAGCCAUUCAAUGCACUAGAAAUGAUGUCACAAGGAGAGAUUACAACGAUGUUAAGAGAAAUGCUUAUUUGUGGCUUCCAUCCAAGAAAUGAACCUUUUCUUUCCAUGAUUUUGAGAACAAUAUAUGCAUCAAAGUUACAAGAAUUGCAGCUCAAAACAAGGAUAUUUGUUAGGAAAGGAAGAUCAAUGUUAGGAUGUUUGGAUGAAACAAGGAGACUAAAAUAUGGAGAGGUCUUUGUGCAGAUAUCUCUUCCAAGAAGUAAGCAAUCAAAUGUUAGUUCUAACACCAUUGGAGCCAAAAAUGGUAAAUAUAUUGUUAAGGGGAAGGUAGUUGUAGCCAAGAAUCCAUGUCUUCAUCCAGGAGAUAUAAGGAUUUUGAGAGCAAUUGAUGUACCUUCUUUACAUCAUAUGGUUGAUUGUGUAGUUUUUCCACAGAAGGGGAGAAGACCACAUCCUAAUGAGUGUUCAGGUAGUGACUUGGAUGGAGAUAUCUACUUUGUCUGUUGGGACCCUGCUCUUAUUCCUCCUCAUCAGGAAAAUCCAAUGGAUCAUGCACCAUCCAAACUCAUGAGUAUGGAUCAUGAUGUCACAUUACAGGAUAUAGAGGAGCAUUUCACUCACUACAUUGUGAAAGACACCUUAGGAAUCAUUGCAAGUGCACACACUGUGUUUGCUGAUAAAGAAUCUGAAAAGGCGAUGAGUCAUUCUUGCAUAGAGCUUGCAAAACUACACUCGGUCGCGGUUGAUUUUGCAAAAUCCGGUGUCCCGGCCGAAAUACCACAACAUCUACAAGUACAAGAGUAUCCAGAUUUCAUGGAAAGGCAAAACAAACCUUUUUAUCAAUCAAACAGCAUAAUCGGAAAGCUUUACCGCGAAGUAAAGAGCGUCGCACAACAAAAAAGCCACAAGAAAUCCUUCACUAAAAAAGCAGCAAAGAAGCUAUAUGAUCAUGACAUGAAAAUUGAUGGUUUUGAAAAGUACUUAAAGAUUGCUUUUGAGUACAAACACAUGUAUGAUUCUAAGCUCUUGAACUUAAUGGAUUACUAUGGCAUAGAAACAGAAGCUGAAAUAAUUAGUGGAAACAUUUUGAAGAUGUCAAAAUCUUUCAAUGACAGAAAAGAUAAAGAAGGAAUAAACCAUGGUGUGAUGUCAUUGAGAAAUGAAGCUAGAAAUUGGUUCAAUGAGAUGAAAAGUAAAUCAAAAUCUCAAGGUGGUGAUUAUGAUGAUUCUUAUGCUAUUGCUUCUGCAUGGUAUUAUGUAACAUAUGAUUCUAGUUAUUGGGGAUGCUACAAUGAAGGGCUUAGUAAGGAUCAUUUCAUAAGUUUUCCAUGGUGUGUUCAUGAUACUCUUGUUCAGAUAAAGAAGGAUAAAGCCAAUAGUAGAAUUUAUAGAAUGAAGGUUUGGAGAAUGAUGAAAAUGUUUCUCAUCACAUUGAUGUUUUGUGUCUUAUUGUGGAUAAUAAUGCAGUAUAAAUUCAUAUGA